UACAAGUAAUAGAGAGAGAAACCACCAAAAUUACGCAUUAACGAUGAAAACAGAAAAAUCAAACGCAUUUUUUGGUCUUAAAAAACCCAACAACAACCCAAAAAGAUUAGAGAGAUAAAUUUUUAGGGUCGGUGCUUAGCUCUCCGGUGGCCGGUGGUGGUGGUGUUCUUGGAAAAGACACAUUACAACUCCCUAAUUUCACUUCUUUUUUUUUUUUUUUUUUUUUUUUUUUUUUUUCUCUCUGUUUGGGUUUGUUUGUGUCUUCAAAUUUUGCUCCUUCCCUUCUCUCUCAAUUUUUCAUGUGCUGAUUUUUUUUUUUUUUAUACCCUUCUUGUUUUUUCCUCUUUGGCCAGGUCUAAAUUUUUACUUUCUGGGUAUUGGUUUUGGGUAUUUUUGUUUUCUUGAUUAGGGUUUGGGUACAUCAAUUUCUUUUAAUCAAUCAAGAAAGUUGAAGAUUAAAGAAACCAAUUGACAGAGUCCAAGAAAGAAAUAUAAGAGAAGGGGGAGAGAAAUUGUUUUAAGGAAGAAGAUAAUGUCAAACUCGGCGGAGACGCCGAGUGUUUCAAUAGAAUUUCCUUCACCAGCACCUGAAAAUGAUUCACCUCCACCGGAAAACUCGCCACCAGCACCUGAAAAUGAUUCACCUCCACCGGAAAACUCGCCACCAGCACCUGAAAAUGAUUCCUCCACACCUGAAAAUGAUUCACCUCCACCGGAAAACUCGCCACCAGCACCUGAAAAUGAUUCACCUCCAACGGAAAACUCGCCGCCAACACCUGAAAAUGAUUCACCUCCACCGGAAAACUCGCCACCAGCACCGGCACCAUCAUUCGUUGAGGCAUUGACUGCAAGUGAUAAAUUAGCCUCUCCACCUUCUAAUACCAAUAAUAAGAAUGCUUCUCCACCACCAACUAAAACAUCGCCGCCUUCGUCAUCGCCAGCGUCAACAGAUAGCUCUAAAACUCCUCCUCCUUCGCCACCGCAACCAUCUGACUCUCCUCCUCCUAAACCACCAACUCCAUCAAAUUCAAAGCGGCCUGCAGCCUCGCCGCCACCACCAUCAUCAAAAGAGGAAACACCAUCAUUAUCUUCCUCUUCUCCUCCGCCGGCAGAACCCGGCCAAUCCUCUCCCCCUCCAGCAGAAAAAUCCACAGCCACGUCUCCGCCACCUGAUAAAGUUGCUGCUACACAGUCCACAACAGGUACUUUAAUUCUAACUCCACCUCCGCCGGGAGAAUUUAAAGCUCCUUCUCCAAUUUCAUCAAAUUUGGCGAGUGCGUCAUUGAACACAGAUAGUACGCCAACAACUGCAUCUCCUGGAACACAAUCUGCAAGUCCUGCGGUCUCUGAUGGAUCAUCAACUAGUUUUUCAUCAUCAGCUUCAUCUAAUAAUUCAAAAGAUUCAAACACAACCAAUACAACAAAUGAGAAUGGUGUGUCUGCAAACAUAAGCAAAUUACUAACUAGUGCAAUAGUUGUGGGAUUAGUACUGAUUGCAGUAGUGGCAGUCGUUUUAGUUUUGAAGAAGAAAAAGAGGAGGCAUGAUAUGUAUUACAUGCCUCCUCCAAACUUAGCUGUUCAAACAGAUGGGUAUUAUUCUGGAUCACAGCAGCCACAUAUGGCAGGUUACUCUAACGUAGGAAAUUAUUCUUAUGGUUCACAACAUUCACAUUCACCAGAAAGUUUUGGGAGUAAUGAUAUUAGUGGAGAGGCUAGUGUCAUAGGUGGUACUAAAACCCAUUUUAGCUAUGAAGAAGUGAUGGAGAUGACAAAUGGAUUUUCACGAAAAAAUAUUGUGGGUGAAGGUGGGUUUGGAUGUGUUUAUAAAGGGAAAGUGCAGGAUGGGAGGGAAGUGGCCGUUAAGCAGCUUAAGAUAGGUGGUGGACAAGGCGAUCGCGAAUUUAAGGCCGAAAUUGAGAUUAUUAGUCGUGUUCAUCAUAAACAUUUGGUAUCUUUGGUGGGCUAUUGCAUUUCAGAUAACCAACGCUUGCUUCUCUAUGAAUUUGUUCCAAAUAAAACUCUUGAGCAUCAUUUGCAUUCAAAAGGAAUGCCAUCGCUAGAGUGGCCUAAAAGACUCAGAAUUGCUAUAGUACUGCAAAAGGUUUGGCGUAUCUGCACGAAGAUUGUAAGUAAUCCGAGAAUUAUUCAUAGAGAUAUCAAGUCAGCAAACAUUUUGUUGGAUGAAAAAUUUGAUGCAUUGGUAGCAGAUUUUGGUCUUGCUAGACUAAACGAUACAACUCACACCCAUGUAUCAACUCGAGUCAUGGGCACAUUUGGGUACCUGGCACCAGAAUAUGCAUCAAGUGGAAAAUUGACAGAUAGGUCUGAUGUAUAUUCGUUUGGAGUUGUGCUUCUAGAACUCAUAACUGGACGGAAACCUGUUGAUCCUACUCAACCUUUAGGGGAUGAAAGUUUGGUUGAAUGGGCUCGCCCAAUUCUCAUUCGUGUUAUUGAAACCGGUGAUCUUGAUGAUAUAGUCGACCCUAGGCUUCAAAAACGAUAUGUAGAGAGUGAAUUAUUUAGAAUGAUAGAAACAGCAGCUGCUUGUGUGCGCCAUUCUGCUCCAAAGCGACCCAGGAUGGUGCAGGUGGUGAGAGCAUUGGAUAAUGAAGAAAUGUCUGAUUUAACAAAUGGAGUCAAGUAUGGACAAAGCACAGCAUAUGAUUCUGGUCAAUACAGUGAGGAAAUAAUUAGAUUCAGAAGAACAGCUUUUAGCAGUGAAGAUAGUUCAGAAUUUAACACAAACAGUGGAGAAUACAGCUCUAUACAAGUAUCCCAUGGACCGACAAUUUCUAAUUACACAAAUGCAGAGUUACAAACUCGAUUGAGCCAUGAGAGAUAGCUGAGAAGCUUAAGAAAGCUCAGGCAUAGUUACAAACUCGAGACAUGAGAGAUAGCUGAGAAGCUCAAGAAAGCUCAGGCAGCCAAAGGUGAAGCGGCAAUGCAUGAAAUGUUAUGUUGUACAUAAAGGUGAAGUGGCAACUUUCUUUGAAAUAACUUGCAGUUGGACUUAGAAUGCUUAAUUUGUUAAUUUUUUCUAGAAAAUUGACUACAUUCUUUGGUUGCCUCAAAUGAGAAAUGGAGUUUAAAGCUUGUAAAUUUGUUAGCCUUUUUUACUCCAGAGAAUUUUCAUGUAUAUUUAUUA
Jatropha curcas is the source of this 3145-nucleotide messenger RNA. The record is from RefSeq and is a predicted model, not a curated record. NCBI's taxonomy places the organism in Eukaryota, Viridiplantae, Streptophyta, Magnoliopsida, Malpighiales, Euphorbiaceae.